CCUGAGUGUCUGUCUCACGGUUCUGCCUCUGUCUGUCCGGCUCGAGUCUCUCUCCCCCUCCUUUCUCCCCGCAAAGUUUGGCUGGACGCCUGGCACACCACGAGUUAUUUCUUUGCUAUUUCCCGGCGGGAGCUCUUGGUUUCCUCUUGGAGUCUGGGAGGAGCAGGGCAGAGCAGGCAGAGAGCGAACUACGCAGGGCCAGGCGGACCGUGCGGGCUCGGGGCGCCUGGCUGCGGAGAAGCGCAGAGGCAGGAGCAGAGGUCAGCUGGAGCGUCCGAAGAAGCAAGCGCCUGGAAGGAGGCCAUAGAGAAAGGGAGCCGUGCCGGGAGCCAGGAAGUGGCCCACAGACUACGAGAAGACCCCGGCAUUCGGGCUCCCUUUGCCAGCGCCAUGAGGCCGCUCCUCGCCCUGCUGCUCCUGGACCUGGCGGCCGGCUCCCCCCCACUGGACGACAACAAGAUUCCCAGCCUGUGCCCGGGGCACCCUGGCCUUCCAGGCACGCCCGGCCACCACGGCAAUCAGGGCAUGCCUGGCCGCGACGGCCGAGACGGCCGAGACGGCGCGCCCGGGGCUCCCGGAGAGAAAGGCGAGAGCGGGAGGCCGGGAAUGCCGGGGCCCCGUGGGGAACCCGGUCCGCGAGGAGAAGCGGGCCCCAUGGGAGCAACCGGGCCUGCGGGGGAGUGCUCGGUGCCCCCGCGCUCCGCCUUCAGUGCCAAGCGCUCCGAGAGCCGGGUGCCUCCGCCGUCAGACGCGCCCCUACCCUUCGACCGGGUGCUGGUGAACGAACAGGGCCAUUACGACGCAGCCACCGGCAAGUUCACCUGCCAGGUACCUGGGGUCUACUACUUCGCGGUCCACGCCACCGUCUACCGGACUAGCCUGCAGUUCGAUCUGGUCAAGAAUGGCGAGUCCAUCGCCUCUUUCUUCCAGUUUUUUGGGGGGUGGCCCAAGCCAGCCUCGCUCUCCGGAGGCGCCAUGGUGAGGCUAGAGCCCGAGGACCAGGUGUGGGUGCAGGUGGGUGUGGGUGAUUACAUUGGCAUCUAUGCCAGCAUCAAGACGGACAGCACCUUUUCUGGAUUUCUGGUAUAUUCUGACUGGCACAACUCCCCUGUUUUCGCUUGAUGCCCACCGGAAAGUGAGCCUACGCUUUCUCA
This is a messenger RNA of Pteronotus mesoamericanus, 1154 nucleotides long. RefSeq names its product C1q and TNF related 5 (gene C1QTNF5). Gene Ontology annotation, cellular component: plasma membrane; cell projection. The transcript is spliced from 3 exons. The coding region runs from base 391 to 1122 and encodes 243 amino acids. The record is from RefSeq and is a predicted model, not a curated record. NCBI's taxonomy places the organism in Eukaryota, Metazoa, Chordata, Mammalia, Chiroptera, Mormoopidae. Gene Ontology annotation, molecular function: protein binding.